CUUUCAUUUGGAAUCAAGUGUUUUUCUUUCUUUUUUUGAAAUUUUGAGCACAUCGAUUCGGUCAAUUUGUUUGUAACUUGUUGUUCUUCUUCGAUGGGGAGGGGGGAGCUCAAGAUAUUCUGUGUUAAUGUAGAUAACGUUAUAGUUUUAAAUGCAUAUCAUCCAUUCCGCUUACGUCACGUUGAGACAAUACCAAAGAUAAUUUCAAAGUAAAAUUGGCCCAAUUAUUGAAUAUAAUUGAUUUGUAGUUCGAUUUACAAAAACAUAUAAUACACGCGCCAGUUGUGCUCAUUUCGAUUGUCCAAGAAUGAAACAGAAAAGAAAACACACACACACGCAGCCACAGAGAGAAAGAGAGAACACAGUAACAAGUCGCAUUCGACAUGGAGUGAGACCCGAAAAACUGUCCCAAAUGCACGUAUUGGAAUGUGUCGCUAGCUCUUAUUACAUUUUUGCUAUUUUGUUUCGGAUCGAAUAAAAGUUUCAAGUAUUCGGAAAUAACGAAAACCAAAAAGUCAAAUGAGUGAAUUGCAGGCAAAACGCAAACAAGAAUGGUUGUGAAGCUCAAUCGAUUUUUUUUCAGCUUGUUGUAUCGAAGAAAUGCCAAAAAUAAGCAUAAUAGUCGAGUGUCGUGUUGGUAGCAUGUUGAAUGUAUGGUGGUACAACAUAAUAAUUUCGUUGUGUGUAAUAACAUCAUCAUUCUCUUCUCUUGCUACAUAGUUAUCUGGAUUAUUAUUAAUAUUUUUGAGCAAAUGUUAUGCGUUGACAUUCCAUUUUCUACGUUAUUCAUGCGCGAAUACGCGCCCUCGGGGAGCGCUCAAUAACCCAUUUUGAGUGGCUGAGCUAGUAUGUACAUUUAUGCUAACCAAUUAAUAUUGAUGUGACGUGGAAAUUAUGCAUUAGAUGUAGAAAAAAUAUACUGCAUAUUGUUUACUUAUAAAUAAUAAAAUACUCAUCCGAAAAAAAACACUAUUCCUCUUGCACGUGGCUUGCCUCAUCAAUAAAUUGUCAACACGGUCGCUGUUAAUAAUGCUGUGCGACCGAAUUGGAGCAGAAAACGAAGUUCAUACGAAUAUGGAGCUGAUAAUGUGCGGAAUAUGAAGAGUGUCCAUUGUACAUACCACCGAUUUCAAUUCAAGUAGAACACUCUCUAAAACAUUAAUUUCGUUCAACGAAAUGACCCGAGAUAAUAACGAAAUACCAGCCAUUUUUAAUCCACGAGCUCGUGUUCGAGCUCCGUCUGUAGUUGUCACCAAUGAUUCUCCAAAUGGUUCAUUCGCUGGCGGCGGAUUCACCAACAUUCUUCACUCGAGCAAUCCACAAAUCUCACGAUCCGAUUCGAUAAGUCAGCCCAACGAGAGAAACACCGACGGAAAUCAAAAUAUAAACGCUACAACAAUGACGACGACCACGGCUACGGCAGCAACGACGACGACGACGACGACGAUGACAAUGACAACGACGACAACUACAACGACGACUGUUGCAGUCACAACAACGGCAGCCUCAACAAAUAACAAUAAUACAACCACCAUAACUACGAGCAAUACUCCGUUGGCGAUUGGCAGCGAGGGAAAUUCGAGAAAAUUAACCAAAUGUAAGGAAUCAUGUUGUUCGGAGUCGGCCCAAAAGAUGUACUUUGGCGUGUGUGUGACCAUUUUGGUAACGGCAAGCUGGGUUGGAGCGACCCAUUGCAUUAAAUUUUUGUACGUAUACCAAAAUUCGUCACAGUAUUCGGCCGUCACACCAUCGGUUAUAUCCACAAAUGAUAACUUUUUCUAUGGUGACUUCGAAAAUGAAACGAAUGAAUUGUUUCAACCCAUUCACAUACCCGUUACCAUACCGAAAAUUGCACCGGUAUCAACGAGCAACGGCAAACAAUAUGCCGCAUCUGAAUUUAAUGCACCGUUUUUUGCAUCAUGGUUCUGCACGAAUUUUGUGCUAUUGUUCUAUCCAAUUUUCUUAGUUGGCCGAUUAAUGACAAACAAUUGCCACGAAAGCCCGGGCGAAAUUUUCGGUAAUAUAUUGCGUGGAUUUCGUGAUCGUGGUUUCACAAUUGGACGCUUCUUUAAUCGUUGCAUCGUGUUUUGUAUCUUGUGGUUGAUCACAACGUAUUUGUAUAUUUUAUCAUUACGGCCGCUAUUGGCGACGGACGCUAUGUCACUGUUCGCCACCAACGUGGCAAGUGCAUAUUUACUGUCAUGGGUCAUAUUGCAUGAACAGUUUGUAGGCGUACGAAUUGUUGCUGUUAUUUUGUGUGAUACAGGUAUUGCGCUACUGGCUUAUAUGGACGGAAUAACAGGCUCCCCAACGUUGGGCGGCGUUGUUCUUGCAACUAUCUCUGGUGCUGCUUAUGCAGUGUUCAAAGUGAUGUUUCGAAAGCUGUUCGGAGAUCCACCCGUAGCAAUGAUCUCAUUCGCGUUUACAAUAAUAGGUUUAAUAAAUUUAACACUGUGUUGGCCCAUCCCGUUGGGCCUCUAUCUGUCCGGAACAGAAUGGAUGCCAUUAGAAAGUUUGUUCUGGAUUGAUCUGUUGAUUGCUUGCAUUUUAAUGUUGAUGUUCCACAUUUUGACGCAAUUCAGUUCGGCUGUAACUUACAGCAUGUUUGUUACCUUGGGAUUAAUAACAUCAGUUCCAGUUUCAGCAGCCCUCGAUAUCGUUUUGUAUGGCGCAAAUUUUGCUGGCAUGAAAUUAGCUGGAGUGAUUUUAAUAGCAAUUGGAUUCUUUCUAGUUAUGUUCCCGAAUAAUUGGCCGGAUUAUAUAACCAGAUUACUCAGAAAAACUGUUCGUGCUUUCCUAAGAUAUCAGUGUUGUUGUGAAUUUGACGAGAUCGAUUACUAUCAUUCGAAACAUUAUCCUCCUAGGACACAGUGCGAGAUGGGGGAGAAAUCAUCGAAACGGCUAUCAUUCCUCGCAGCAAAUAGUGCCCACAGACUUUCGGACGGGUUACAUACGUUCGCACCUACGGUCACCUUCAGGUCGAGUGAGAUGACCGAAUCGUCAUCCCAAACAUUUACGAUUGAUCAUCCAAACAGUUUGCAGUUGAUCGAUCGAAAUCUACCAUUAACUCGUCAGUAUCAACGAACCCUAACUGCUACCAUUGUGACCGCAAACGAUGACGAAUUCCAAGUAACCACUCCAACUAAACGACCGCGUGGCAAUUCUGUAUUUGAGGAGAGUCUUCUUCAAGCCGGUAAUUAUCUUCGGCGCAAAUUUUCAUAUGGAUCAAGUGACUAAAAUUGCACCUCCAACACAAAUUCGAACUAACAAUAUCAUUGACGAAUCGAUGAAACAUCAUCCGAAAAGCAACAAUGAAUUCAAUCAAAAAUGUUGAUUUUAAACCUAAACAUGAAAAAUUCAUUUACAUUUGUGGUGAAAGCAAUGAUUCGGUACAAAAAUUAAGAAAAAAAAUCACUCAAAAACGUGUUUAAAUGCACUCAAUGAUAUUAGUGUACAAUGAUAGGACAAAAGUUUGUCGACAAAUUUCAUUUUCAAACAUCGGCUUCCCAUACUCAUAAGCCUGAUGUCAAUAUUUUUAUCACUCUCACCGUUGACUAUCGAGCACAAAAAGAAAACACAAACAAAAUUGUUGUACAAUUCGUCUCUGAAAUGAAAAUCCAUUUAAAGAUAAAUUCAAUGUUAACAAAAUGUUAGAUGUUAUGUUUUAUCACUAUGGUCAUAUGCGUUAGAUUUUAGCCAGUGGUUUGCGGUGCAAAUGGUUACUUACUGGAAUUUCAUUGGCCUAAGGAAGGAAACCAAAAAAAAGUCCGUUUCCACAAUUUACAUGUGAGCUUUGAUUAAUAUCAAGUUAUGACUUGACACAAUUUCGAGAAAUUAAAUUAUUCUACGCAAUUCAACCGUGUGUACUUGAGAAAAUCUAAAAAAAAAUUGUAAUUUAUCCAAGACUAACACAUCUCACUUCUAGAGUUCUGUUCUCCAAACAUCCAGACUAAUAAUACUGGGCGAAACACAUACAAUUGGAAAUUAUUAAAAUGAAUAGAAUUAAACAUUUUAACAUU
Messenger RNA from Sitodiplosis mosellana (orange wheat blossom midge), 4019 nucleotides. RefSeq lists its product as uncharacterized. Bases 1177 to 3237 code for a protein of 686 amino acids. The record is from RefSeq and is a predicted model, not a curated record. The transcript is spliced from 12 exons. NCBI's taxonomy places the organism in Eukaryota, Metazoa, Arthropoda, Insecta, Diptera, Cecidomyiidae.